AUGAUUUUCAUCGUAGGAACGGACAGACAUGACAUUCUGCUUAUGCACCGCAAAUACGGCCCAGCUGUGCAAUUGGGUCCUCGGGAAAUCUCCUUCUGCCACGCCGAUGCGUUACCACAGAUAUAUGCAGGGCCAAAGGGGCUGGAUUCGGGAGACGCCUUGCUAGCACUUCGGAACUACGGGACCGAUAAUCUUAUAACGACCCUUGAUGCGGAUUUGCAUGCUGCUCGCCGAAAGAUGAUUAUCGGUUUGUAUUCCGGGCCUGCGGUCGCUGCUCCGGCCUUUCAAGCUGGCUUUAAGAAGUACAUUGAGCAGUUCAUGCAAGUCAUAGAAGCAAAAGCCACUGCAUCUCCUUGCAGAACGGUCGAUGUCUCUUCCUGGUUGAGAUGGUUAACUGGUGAUAUCGUCAUCCAUCAUGUCUACGGAGAGAAGAACCAUCCCAAUCUUUUGAGAGAAGAGAAGUCGAGGGAAACAUUUAAUGAGCUGUUCGCUACCACCAUGGACACUAUGACCGGACCUUUUGCAAUCCUUGCGGGAUGGUUUCCACGUUUGACUACGCCCCUUAGGAAGUCUCUCGCACCCGACAAGAUCGGACGGUCUAUGAUGGAACAGGUUGAAUCAGCUAUUAUUUCCAAAGUCCCUGAGAAUAAAGAGACUCCUGUCACUCAUCUUGAGCAGCUCACUUCCAUUUUGAAAAAGGACGGGCCCUCACAUAUCCUUCCAGAUAAAAAUUUCAUCGCCAGCGACUGUUUCGACAAUUUUGCUGCUGGCUCAUUUAUCCCGGCCGAUUUGCUUUGUGCAUUGGUCUGGGAGCUUUCCCUCCCUCAAAACAAAACCUAUCAGAAUAAACUUCGACAGGAGCUGCACGACGCCGGGAUCUCUCCGGGGACAUACCCUGAUCUUUCGGUGGUUCAAAAACUUCCGUAUUUAGACGGCGUGUUGCGCGAAGUGCUUCGACUUUAUAUACCCCUUCCCUUCGGUUUGCCCCGGGUGGUGAAGAAAGGCCAGGAAGUGACCGUGCUAGGGACCAAGAUACCCGCGGGGAUGACAAUUCAUUCCCAGGCGUAUUGCCUCCAUCGGGACCCCAAUGCAUUUCCAGACCCGGAAAAUUGGAACCCAGAACGCUGGAAUAUCCCAAUCAUGUCCCCCAAAUAUCGAGAGAUGCAACGCAUGUUUUGGCCUUUUGGCUCGGGACCGAGAAUGUGUUCUGGUAAAAAUGUCGCGUGGGCAGAACUCCGGCUUACAACUGCCAGGAUAUAUAGCACAUAUGAGACUGCGCUGGAUCAAGCUUUUCUUGACAAAAACGGCGCUUUGCUUCCUAACCAGGAGAGAAAGGGGUAUUUCCCCUUUAAGCUAGCAGAGCCCAUUCGGUUCUUGAAAGUUUGA
Uncinocarpus reesii 1704 is the source of this 1386-nucleotide messenger RNA. RefSeq lists its product as uncharacterized. Gene Ontology annotation, molecular function: iron ion binding; monooxygenase activity; oxidoreductase activity, acting on paired donors, with incorporation or reduction of molecular oxygen. The coding region runs from base 1 to 1386 and encodes 461 amino acids. The record is from RefSeq and is a predicted model, not a curated record. Lineage: Eukaryota; Fungi; Ascomycota; Eurotiomycetes; Onygenales; Onygenaceae. The transcript is spliced from 5 exons.